This is a messenger RNA of Amphibalanus amphitrite, 1676 nucleotides long. RefSeq names its product RCC1-like G exchanging factor-like protein. The coding region runs from base 553 to 1635 and encodes 360 amino acids. NCBI's taxonomy places the organism in Eukaryota, Metazoa, Arthropoda, Thecostraca, Balanomorpha, Balanidae. The transcript is spliced from 9 exons. The record is from RefSeq and is a predicted model, not a curated record.
GCUACUGAAGUGGAAAUUGCUCCAAAAAGUCGAGAAAUAUUUUCUAGCAUGAAGGCUAAAUACCAAUUAGUAGCCGACACUUUUUUCGAAAGGUAGACAUAAAUGACGCUGUAAAUUCAAUUUAUGGCGAAGUGAAAUACACUGUAAACAACACAGUGGAUGAUAGGGUUGGAGGCGCCAGUUAUAUUUAUUUUGCUAUAUAGUAUAUACUUUGUAGUUUUCAAGUAUUUUGCCAGAAAAUAUAAUUUAGAAAGAUUAUAUGAUGAAUUCAGUGAGGUCCUGCUUGCUUUCACUUGUCUCGAGAAAACAGUUGACUUGCCCCAGAGGAGUAAAACAUUGGAUAGACGGCAAACCGAGAAGAAAACAUCCUGUAAAUCCAGAAAUUGAAGAUCGGCUUCCAGCUGCUUUUCAGUAAACAAGUACAUAUCGGAAGGUACUAGGCCAGACAACCGGGUCUAUACAUGGGGCUAUGCUGAGCUGGGAGCUCUUGGAAACAGGAAUCUUCUGAGACCUAAGAAUGGGAAGAAGCCAUACACCUAUCUGCAUCGCCCAAUGAGGCUCUGGUUCGCUGAGCUUAACAAGGUAACAGAUGUGGCCUGUGGGUAUGGCUUCACUGUGAUGGCUGUCAACAGACCUGACUACAAACUGUUUGGCUGUGGUCUCAACACAAGUUCUCAGAUAGGCCAGCAGGAGGCACGUGCUGGCCACCCUCUGGAGAGGGUAACCUCACCAGUGCCCAUCACAAUACCUGUGGAUGACCCCAGCAUCAAAGUCACAGCGGUGGCAUGCGGCCGGAGUCACACAGCGUUCGUGACCAGCGACGGCGCCGCCUACACGCUCGGCAACAACGCGUACGGCCAGUGCGGGAGGCAGGUUCUGGAGCGGGAGGACUACAGCAGUAACGCCACUGUGCACAGGGUGCCGCUGGAGCGGCCUGUACGGUCCGUCACCUGCGGCCAGGACCACACUAUGUUUGUGACCGAGUGCGGCCGGGUGUACUGCUGCGGCUGGGGCGCCGACGGUCAGCUCGGCAGCGGCGCCUUCGACAGCCGCUGGCAGGCGCUACCGGCCGGCGGAGACCUCGAGGGAGAGCGCAUCGUCCAGGUGGCCUGCUCGGCAGACUGUGUGCUGGCCGUCAGUGAGUCCGGUGACGUGUUCGGCUGGGGUAACUCGGAGUACGCCCAGUUCGCCAGUGUGACCGAGGAACAGCAGCUGAACGUGCCCCGGAGGCUGCCACUCGGCGUCGGAAAGGUCACAGAUGUGGCCAGCGCCGGCACCAUGUGUGCUGUGCUAAACGAUCGAGGAGAGGUGUACGUGUGGGGCUAUGGGAUGCUCGGCAAGGGCCCGGAGCUGGACGUAUCAAAGGAGCCCUCUCUGAUACCGCCGACACUGCUGGGACGGAACGACUUCAGCCCCGACAACACGCCCGUCUCGGUGGUGUCUGGCCUGUACCACCUAUCGGUGACCACCAGCGGCGGUGACCUGUUCACGUGGGGUCACAACCGGCACGGCGCGCUCGGCCUGGGUCACACCGAGGACCGCCUGUUCCCGCUGCGAGUCUCCAUCCCCGCCCGGGUCACCAAGGUGGCCUGCGGCGUCGACCACAUGGCCGCACUCUGCAGGGAGUACAUCUGAACCGGGUACAACGGCGACAAUACACAGCUGAUCUCUAGUCA